Molecule: messenger RNA, 231 nt
Organism: Oikopleura dioica
Lineage: Eukaryota; Metazoa; Chordata; Appendicularia; Copelata; Oikopleuridae
Source: the annotation of a GenBank genome assembly
AUGAGCGGAAAUUCACCCUUCUACUCUGACAAGUACGAUGAUGGAAAAUACGAAUACCGACACGUCCACAUCCCCAAAGAGUGGGUCAGAAUGAUUCCGAAGGGACGAUGCAUGACUGAAGAUGAGUGGCGCGAUCUUGGAGUUCAACAGAGCAUGGGCUGGGUCCACUACAUGGUCCACGAGCCCGAACCCCACGUGCUCCUUUUCCGCCGACCUUUGCCAAGCAAAUAA